Messenger RNA from Perkinsus marinus ATCC 50983, 1173 nucleotides. RefSeq lists its product as hypothetical. Bases 1 to 1173 code for a protein of 390 amino acids. The record is from RefSeq and is a predicted model, not a curated record. Lineage: Eukaryota; Perkinsozoa; Perkinsida; Perkinsidae. The transcript has 10 exons.
AUGUUAAGGUCCAUUGGGAAACCAGCGAUUGCCAUGGCAAUGGGAAAGGUUAGAGAAAUGUCCAUAUGUGUUCAGAAAUCGGACAAGAGCAGUGAGUGCUUCUCCAGCACCACCUUCGAGGAAGUAAGCAGUGUUGCUUCGGCACUUGGUAUUUAUGCUAUCCUUAGAUCGGAGCUUAUUGUGAAGAGCGAGAUGGUGGAUGAUGAGGUGGAUUACCGGCAGCCGGAUGAGGAUCAGCUCAGCUUGGUGGACCUGUGCAGUUCUGAUGAAGGGCUGGACGAUGGAGAGGCGUGCCAGGAUUAUGACUUCGACCAUGCCAGUACACCCUCGACGUAUUGUCCUUCGGACAUCGGCUCACCAAGGGUUCCCACCUCCCCUGGAUACCCGAUUAGGUCCGCACCCAAUCUUGGCAGUGUUGGGUUGUGGAGCGAUCACAAGUGUGAACGACGCAGGAAACCAGCCACGUCGGCUAACGCGAUCCUGAGGCCCGCCAAACCCAGCUCUCCUCCUAAUCCCGCGAGAAUCGGUCUGCGUGUAGAGUCACGAGGCCGCCAGACUAGCCGCUCAGUAAAUACCGCUGUCGUGCUGAAGCGUGCAGCAGCCCACCAGGGUAGAGAACUUGGAGAUAGGUGCGACUAUGAUGAUCCUGAGUGCCCGCUGCCGAAGGUUCCGAGGGAUUGGGAUGAAACGGACCAGAGGUUCGCUUGUAAGGAUUGUAUUCAGACCAAUCGGGAUGACAGCUGGAUCUGCACCCUUUGUGGUAUCGAUCUGUGGAGUCCAGGGGAGAUCGCUUUCCAUGAGACCACAAAGCGCCAUCAGAAGGCAGCUGGACACAAGGUGUGGGAGAAUAUGGAGGCGUAUAUCAAAGAGAAGUACUCCAAGGACUUGAAUGAGCUUGGUGUACUCGAAACAGCGGCACAGACUUUGCUCUGUAAGAUUUGCGAUAUGCCUUUGCAGAGCUACUAUGAUGCAGCGAAGCAUGUGAAUUCGUCGAACCAUUUCGGUUACUCUCAACACUACGCGUGGUGGCUGGACGCAAGAGCCAUAUUUACAGGAGGCAAUGUCUCAAGUGAUCCCCAGUGGAGAGCUGUCACGACUUACCUUCUCAAGCACAUGCCGGACCCUAAGAGGCUGAUCGAUGAGGAAGGGAUAAUCCCGAGUAAGACCUGCUGA